Molecule: messenger RNA, 207 nt
Organism: Prunus armeniaca (apricot)
Lineage: Eukaryota; Viridiplantae; Streptophyta; Magnoliopsida; Rosales; Rosaceae
Source: the annotation of a GenBank genome assembly
AUGGCUUCUGUCUAUCUUCAUGAAUUUAGGAGAUUUUGGGGGCUCAACAUCCCUCUUUCCCGCGGCUGUGCAAUGAGGGCUUCCACUCUUAGAAAGGAGGUGCAAAUGUAUGCUGGUCCAAGGGAUGCUUCUGACAGCAUGCAGGAUGGUAUUCAUCGGUUCUUUGGAUGUCUCUGGCUUGGGACUGGUUUCCAGCAGCUUACUUAA